Molecule: messenger RNA, 420 nt
Organism: Staurois parvus
Lineage: Eukaryota; Metazoa; Chordata; Amphibia; Anura; Ranidae
Source: the annotation of a GenBank genome assembly
GUCCUCCCAUUCUCACUGCGCAUGCGCGGCUCAGGGAGCGCACAGCGCGGUGAUUGGCAGUGCGCUGUGUCCCUCGGACACAGCGGAUCAAGGAUCAUGCAAAGAGCCGAAGAUGUCGGCUCGGUCAUGUGAUCAGCUGUGUCCAAUCACAGCUGAUCACAUGGCACUGAUGAUCAGUGUGCCCUGAUGAUCAGUGUAGCCCCGGCAGUGCCACCUGUCAGUGUCCAUCAGUGCCUUACGUCAGUGCUCAUCAGUGCCUCGUGCCAGUGCCCAUCAGUGCUAAAUCAGUGCCACAUAUCAGUGCACAUCAAUGCCACAUAUCAGUGUCCAUCUGAGCUGCCUUUCAGUGUCACCCAUCAGUGCCACCUAUCAGUGCUGCCAGUCAGCGCCGCCUAUCAGUGCUGCCAGUCAGCGCCGCCU